This is a messenger RNA of Striga asiatica, 501 nucleotides long. NCBI's taxonomy places the organism in Eukaryota, Viridiplantae, Streptophyta, Magnoliopsida, Lamiales, Orobanchaceae. The record is from the annotation of a GenBank genome assembly.
AUGGACUCAUCGGCAGUGGCUCUUGCCCCGACGGCCGACGACGCAUCCCCUCACCAAACUCCCCCGCUCAUCAUACAAAUCGAGAUUCUCGCACGGCGGAGGAUAAAUAGUCCCCACCACUCGUCCCCGCACAAAGGCACACUGGAACACAUUCUUCUUCUUACUCGUUAUCCCAACCGACAUGUCCCGAAAAGUGACAUUGGCGACGGGAAUCUCCUCACUCCCCUGGAUUCGAACGGGCACACGGACAUUUUCGCCGUGCACCGUCUCUCCGUCUUCACCACAAUCCCGACCCGCACACCGUCUAACGUGAGGUUGCGGUACGUGAUAUCCGAGACGUAUCCGCCUCUGCCGGGGGCCGUCUUGAUCCGGACAGCUCGCCUCGACCCCCACACAGGGGCGUCCGUAGGCAAUGCCGUAUUGGUCCCACCCGCUCUUGAUUGCGACACAAUCGUCCCCAACGCUUAUGUAGCAGUCCUCAAUCACCAUGUCCUCGCAUGA